Molecule: messenger RNA, 957 nt
Organism: Malassezia pachydermatis
Lineage: Eukaryota; Fungi; Basidiomycota; Malasseziomycetes; Malasseziales; Malasseziaceae
Product: nagb rpia transferase-like protein
Exons: 6
Coding region: 1-957 (318 amino acids)
Biological process (GO): translational initiation
Cellular component (GO): eukaryotic translation initiation factor 2B complex
Molecular function (GO): translation initiation factor activity; guanyl-nucleotide exchange factor activity
Source: RefSeq, a predicted model, not a curated record
AUGUCGACUUUCUCGGUGGUGGACUCGUUCCACAACGCACUGCGCAAAGAUGAGGACUUGCCUAUGCCGAUUGCUGCCAUCUUUGCCCUGUCAGAGAUGAUCGGGCAAUCCAAAGCGGCGACGACCUCGGAGCUCAUGGAGAGCAUCAAGGAAGCGAGCGAAGAGCUAAAAGCGAGUCUUACGAAUCCUAUCCCUGCCACAGCGGGGCUGGAACUGUACAUGCGCUUUGUCACCACCAAAAACUGGGCUGGAGGUGACUUUGCAUCGCACAAGCAAAACUUGAUUUCCACGGCCACAGAGUUUGCACGGAACACAGUGCCCAACUGUCGUGAACGCAUUACGCAGCUGCUUUUGCCCUUUAUUAAGGAUGAUUCUGUGAUUAUGACACAUGGGUACUCACGAGUCGUCAUGCAAGCCUUGCUCACGGCCGUCAAGCUACAUGGCAAGCGCAUUCGCGUGUACGUGACAGAGAGUCGCCCUACAGGCCAAGGACUGCGUACAUAUGAGCGACUUCGUGAAGAAGGGAUCCCAUGUACAGUCGUACUGGAUACGGCUGUGGCGUACAUUAUCGAUCGUGUGGAUAUGUGCUUGUUAGGCGCAGAAGCUGUCGCUGAAUCGGGCGGCAUUUUCAACGCGAUUGGAAGUUACCAAAUGGGCAUCAUUGCCAAAGCAGCGCAGAAGCCCAUGUUUGCGCUGGCAGAGAGCUUCAAAUUCAUGCGUCUAUUCCCUCUUUCUCAAUACGAUGUGCCGAUUUCGGCACGCCGCUUGCCUUUGCCGAGCGUGAACGAUGCCUACGAAGCGCCAGAGAAUGGCCAAAUGACACCUGCGAUGGAAGCGCUGAAUCCUUUGAUUGACUAUACCCUGCCUGAACUACUCACGUUCAUUGUCAGCGAUGUAGGCAUUCUCACACCAUCCGGUGUCUCGGAUGCAUUGCUGGCCGUCUAUGGUGGUAACUAG